UGCGCAGAAGAGACACCGACUGGGAAGCAGCUGGUGUUGUUUGGGUCCGGCGCUCUUCCGCAGAGACCAUUGGUAAAAGGACCUUGAGCCUGUGAGGCGAAGGGAUGGGGGUGGAGGGUGUUUAGAAGUUGGAUUGUUCAUUUAUUUGUUUUGAAAAAUCAUCUGUCAAGAUCUUUUCAUGGUGACCAGCAAAAUGCAGACUGUUCUGACAACAUUUCUCAGUUGUAAAAUUUAAUGAAAGGAGCACCGUAUUAUAUGCUUCCAUGAAGCUCAGUAGCUGCCUGUUGACUUUCUUCCUCAAUUCUAGUGUUUUUGCACUAGAAAAUGUGGCCCCCAACCUGACACUUUCGUCUGGCUCAAGGUCCCUGCCUCUCAACACAUCAUUGUUGCCCAUUUUGCAAGCCUUGACAAGAUCAACAGAACCUCUGGAUAUCAUAGUGAAAGAGGGCAACUGUGCUUUCCUUGAAUGUAAGCUGAACAUUAGCCAGCAUGAUGCCAUUCUUUGGUAUAAUUCAAAAUGGCAUCUGCUUGAAACCAGUGGAGAAGGUGGAAGAUGGUUGACCUCUGAAAGUGCCCUUAAUAUUACUAGAGUAACUUUUGGUGACCGGGGACGAUACACUUGUGUUGCCACUAAUGGAAAUGGCACUUCUUAUUACUCCAUCACCCUUAGGGUGGUCUCCACCUCUGGGGACAUGGGCAUUUACUACAUGAUUGUCUGCUUGGUUGCCUUCACUAUCAUCAUGAUCUUAAAUAUAACACGCCUGUGCAUGAUGAGCAGUCACCUCCGCAAGACAGAGAAGGCCAUCAAUGAGUUCUUCAGAACAGAAGGGGCUGAGAAAUUGCAGAAGGCCUUUGAAAUCGCUAAACGGAUUCCUAUCAUCACUUCUGCCAAAACGCUAGAGCUGGCCAAAGUAACUCAGUUCAAGACAAUGGAAUUUGCUCGUUACAUUGAAGAGCUUGCCAGAAGCAUCCCUCUUCCACCACUGAUCCUUAACUGUAGGGCCUUUAUGGAAGAGAUCUUUGAAGCAGUGCACAUUGAUGACCCUGAUGAAGUGGGAGAGGGAGUCAAACAGACCCAGGCCCUUAGUGCCCAAGAGAGACUUUACUCCUUGAAUCCAGAAAUGAAGCGGAGCAAUUCGCCGGCAGGGGAUUCGGAUGAUGGCUCUGUGAAUGACCAUGGGAAAGAAAUAGCUGUGGAGGUAUCUGUCCACCUUCAGUCAGAAGCCCAAAGCAUUGACACUGUUUCCAGAGACAGCAUCCCUUCCAUACCUUCUGAAGAUGAUGCAAGCACUGAGUCUAAAUAGAGCAACAGAAACGGAGGAAUAAAGGCUGUAUUGAAUUUUCUGUAAGCUGAGAGGCAGGAAAAGAAGAAAUGCAGCCAUAGUCACAAAUGCACAGGCCUCUAUUAUUUUUUAACUUCUUCAGAGACUGAGGUGCCAAUACAGCAAGCAUUUUUCUCAUUGUGUAUGUCAAAAGUUUAUAAUCCAUUUUUGAAAAGUGGCUUAGAUGAAGCUCUUUUAAAAUUCACUUCAGUAGAGAUUAAAUAGACCUAUUAUCAGAAGUAUUUUACAGAGGGUAAACCCUAUUCUAGUAGGUGGUACAUACUUACAGACAAAAAGAGUACACCAACGUGAACUGUUUUUGUUGUAUCUGCAGGGAAGCCUAAAUUCCUGAAUGUAUCCAGUGAUGACUUUGUGGUGUUUGCUGGCAUCAUUUGCUAGGCCAUGGAAGACUGCAGCCUAUCUGAAGUUGUCAAGAGAGUUGAUAAGUUAAAAUAAAGACUAUAGCAAGAGGACAGGAGUCAGUAAAAUAACAAGAGCUAUACAGUGCAAUCCUUUAACUAUGAAAUGGAAAUGCAAAAUUGGUUAUUUUAACAUGCUGUUAAGUAGUUCAGCAGAGUGCUUUCUCUCAUUUUUCAAGUGAAACUCAUCCCAUCAGCAUUACAAGUACUUUCUUUCCUCUGGGAUUAACAGGGCUGAAAUGCCGAAGUGCUUUGGUGCCAUCAGUACUGCUGUGGUGAAGGCAACAUCUGUGUAAAUGAAAAUCUCAAAGUGCAUUUAAAAGAAGAAGAAAAAACAACCUUUCACUUCCCCAAAAGUGUGUUUGUAAGCAAUGUUAGCAAAGGAGGCCAAUGUAUAGAGAUACCAUCACUAGUUAUUAACACAACAGAUCUUCUAAUGUGUGUGUUUAAUGAAGAACGGCUGAAGAAGCUUAUUUUGUGUGAAUAGUUUCGGCAUACAAUUGGAAAAACAGAUUGUAGGUAUCUGUUACAAACAUCUGCCAUGCAAUAUUUUGUUUAGCCCUUAAAUCUGGUGUAUGCUUUAAAGCAGUGGUUCCCAAUAUGUGGGUCCCCAGAUGUUUUGGCCUUCACCUCCCAGAAAUCCUAACAGCUGGUAAACUGGCUGGGAUUUCUGGGAGUUGUAGGCCAAAACACCUGGGGGCCCACAGGUUGAGAACAACUGCUUUAAAGAAUCUGAUACCAGGUUGAGUGAUAUCCCUCUAAGGCUGAUAUACAAUUGCCUUUGGGGGAUGGGGGGCAGCUGAUAGUGUGACAGAUUAUUCCUCAGGUGAGGAUUAUUACACUUCAAUGUUCUAUGUUUUUUUUGAAAAAAUUACAGAUGCAGCAGGAAAAUUCUAGCCUUGUCCAUGGUUGUCUAAUCUGGGUUGCUGUCUUAUCUAGAGUUGUUGGUGGGGUUUUUUUAAAAUUGCUUAGGAAAGUCAACCAUUACAUUGCUUCACUGUUCAGUUAGGUUUUUUAGAUGGGAAGCACUACAGCCACAGUGCUCAUUCUCCAGAGAAUAACAUGUAACCACGAGGAUAGCAAAGAACCUGUUAUAGUUAUUUUUACUCUUUUAAAUCUAUAUAUUACCUUUCUCCCAGGGCAGCUUUUAAAAAUGAAUACAUAGAAAAGUGUACAAAAUGUUUCAUUCUAUCCUAUCAAUAGAAUGAAAAGCAAUUCAAUAGCAUCUCCAUUAAAAUAGCAAGCCUAAAUACUAUGUAGACACCUGAUCCUGUCUGAUUUAGAAAGCGUAGCAGGUUAGUCUUGGUUAAUAGUUGGGAAAAAAGGAGUCCAGAUGCUGUAAGAAGGCAACAACCUCUGAAUAUACCUUGCCAAGAAAAACUAAGGAUGGGAUUGCCAUAUGUUGGAGAUAAUAUUUAAGCACGUAGCAACAAUAAAAGUGGACUUUUUAGCCCAUUAUUAAAUCCUCUUCAACAACCAGUUUCCAGAGGUCUAGCGAAAUGAAAAGACUUACCAGGAGAAUACAAGAGAGAGAGCCUCUCUGGCCACUUUAAGAAAAGAAUUCUGCAGCCUUUUAAACAUAGGUGACCUUUCCACAAUGGAUUCCCCCACUUUGAAUAUUGAAAUGAUGAAGUGCGUUUUACCAUCUCAUUCUGGUGGAUAUAGACUAUUCAGCAUGUUACUGGCGUAUAACAGGAUGCCAGUCUAUCCCCAUGCAGGUAUAGUUGCCAAAAGCCACAGUAAAGUAGUGGCAUAGUAACUGUCUCCAGUGUUAUUAACUGGGCCAAUUAAUAUUGAGUAGAAUGUAAAAAAUUGACUGCCUCAGAGGAAGUGAACACAUCUGAUUCUGAGUUUCAUUUCUAGGAAGGAUGUUCCCUGUCUCAAUGUGGCCUAUGACUAUCUUACUUUCACACUGCCAAAGGCUAAACCAAUGUCAGCCUAAUGUUAAGACAUGAAAAUGCUUGUUAGCUGUUCCUCCCAAGUUUCCUGACAAAUCAGUGCCGACUCCUGCUUUCACUAUUUGGUGCUUUUUUUUUAAUUUUACAUGUUGAAAGUGUAUUAUUGUAUUUGCAUUUUAUGUUUAGUUCAGGUUCAAUAUAUAUAUAAGGCUUUUUUGCAUUCUGCAAAUUACUUCUUUCAGAUUACUGAAGCAAUGUCAUAACUUCAACAGCAUGUCAACAAGAGCUCCACUUAAUUUCCAACUGCUCUCCUGCCAUUUUACUCAUGGAAUGCCCAUUUGAGCUCCAGUCACUGAAGGAAAAUAGGCACUCUUUUCAAGCAGAUUAAUGUUACAUUUAUAGCAGUAGUAGAAGUGGAUGACAAAUAGCAACAGUAAUGAUACCUUAGAGAUUGGAGGCUCUGGCAAUGACACCUUGCUGUGCAACAGACAGUUUGAAUAAUAUCCAGCUCAUAGUAGCUUGAAUUUGUUUGCAUGAAGAGAUUUAUGCAUCUCCAUUUUUCAUAAAAUAGAAAUGAUAAAAAGUGAUAACAUGGCAGGAGGGGUACUUCCAAAAGGCAAUGCUGUAUAUUUCUUAGGAACUUGAAUUGUCAGCUUCCGACCCCAAGAUGUAGCAUUCCGCUUUCAUUGCUACAGGCAAUAAAACGUUAUAUAGAAACAAUAACUCAUGGCUAAUGCUCCAGUCACGUAUUUUCCUAAACUUUGUUGCUGUGAAUCCCAGUUGGAGCAUAUGGCUUAUUGCUGUGUCCAGUUAAGAUAUGUUGGUCAUGCAUAAUGUCUUACUACCAUAGCAUUUUUCAAGAAAACAGGCACAGUAGCCAUGUAGGCCACAUUCAGUUCUGUUCCUAUGGUGCACCUAUUUUCUACAAAGAAAGAAACUGCAUAUAGAAAGAAACUAUGUAUUAGAAAGAUAAAAUCCAUAUAAUGGUUUCACUUGUGUCAGCUAAUUUAGCAGCACCAAGUUCAGGGAGGUUACUUUGGUGAUCCUGGCUGAUAAAUAUUCUCAGAAAUAUGUAUUGUCUUAUCAUGGAUCAACAGAAUAAGCCAGUUAAUUUCAAGAAUCUCUUUCCUAUAAAGGAUCUGCUAGAUAUGAAGAAAACUGCAGCAGAGUAUUAAUGCAACCCUUUGUUUUGCUGGAUGCUGUCGAGCUGAUUUUUCACAGCAACAUUCAUUGAGUUAAUUGUUCAAAUAUUUAAUUACACACUUUGCUGUUUUGUAUUGAGAGAAAAUGGUGCUCAGUGUGUUCUGAGAGCAAAACGUCUAAUGCUAGAAAAAAGGGAUUUGAAUGUUUUUAAUCAUGUGAAUGAAUGUAUGGUCUCAGUUAUGAUCCACAGUGGCAAAUUCUUUAAGGCAGUUCAUGUUUUAUUGCUUGGCAUAAUAGUGACUGUUCACAUUGCCAGGUGGAUCUGUAGGCCAAAGCACAUCAGAUUAUCAUGUGUCCUUUUGUACCUUGAAGUCUGUAUGUGAGGCAAAUAAAAUUUCCUGAGAUUAAUAUCAAGGCACAACUGGCAAACCCAGGUUUCUUUCAUGGUGCUACCAACCCAGCAGACCUAAGAUAACACUGUAUGACAUUCUCCUAAAAAACCACUGAGUGGCUUUCAAAUAAUCAGAUGAUAUUGGGGAAGUCAUUUAAAGACCACCUUCUUUUUAAUUAUUUAUGUAUAUGAAAAAAUACAUGUAUGGGAAAAUUUACCUUCUGAAAUAUAUUGAUAAUACAAUGCAGAAAAUUUCUGUCAAGAAGUAAUCCAGGAAAUAACUGCAACAUUUUCUGGAGUGUGGUGACAAUCCCUCUUUCCAGUGGACCCUAUGUUUGUUUUAAUUGUUUAUGUCUUCUAGAUUUUCUGUAUGUACUAUGCAUUUAUGAUAUGAAAAAGAUGUAGAAUUCUGUCUUGCGUAUAGUUGUUACAACAAAAGCCAAGAUUCAGAUAUACAUAUAUAUUCAUGGUGUAAGCCGAAAUGUGUUGUCAAAAUUGAAAGCAUGGUUAAAAUGUUGUGCUAGGUGACUAGUUUUCUGGUAUCCUUAUAAAUCCUGUAAUGCUAUUUACAUGGAAAAUGUUGGUGAUGUUUGCAGUUAAUUGAUGCAGCUAAGUAAAUAAUGAUGUAAAAUUACUCAGUCAACAUGCUAUUUCUGUUAAUGAUAAGUUUCUCAUGAGGUUUCCAUUGCAGAAUGUUCAGUCACCCACAAAAAUAGACAUUCCUCUAUCUUUUUUCAGACCAAUGUUACCUAUCUGUUGCAAAUUUUUGUCUUAUUUCUGUAGCCUCUGGCUUUCUUAGAUACCAAUAAAAUGUGCUUUAACUGAACUAUUGCUUUAAACAUCGAAGUAAUGCUUGAGUUUGUAAUGUUGGUUUCCUGUAACAGCACAGGGCUUCAUACUUUCAUAUAAAAUGAGGUGGUGCUGUUUUUCCAGAAUAAAAUAUACUAUCAUAAA
Messenger RNA from Anolis carolinensis (green anole), 6127 nucleotides. RefSeq names its product microfibril associated protein 3 (gene mfap3). The record is from RefSeq and is a predicted model, not a curated record. NCBI's taxonomy places the organism in Eukaryota, Metazoa, Chordata, Lepidosauria, Squamata, Anolidae. The transcript is spliced from 3 exons. Bases 264 to 1304 code for a protein of 346 amino acids.